Messenger RNA from Candidula unifasciata, 1662 nucleotides. Lineage: Eukaryota; Metazoa; Mollusca; Gastropoda; Stylommatophora; Geomitridae. The record is from the annotation of a GenBank genome assembly.
AUGACAGAGAAGGUUACUGAGGCACCAACUGUCAACCAGUGGCGAAGGUCACUGAGAUCUCCCAGUCCUGGCCGUGGACAGAGGCAAAGCAGAAUUGAUGGCUUUACCACAAAAGUGAGGUCACAGACACCAUCUCCAACUCGUUCUAAAAGCCUGAGGGAUCUGAAGCCAUUGCAUCGGUCGCCCAGUCCAUCAGCAUACACUAAAGUUUCUUACAGCACUGAUCUGACACAGAAGUCAAGCAUGAAGAAAAACACUGUGGCCAACAACCUGAAGAAGAGCAUUGGAAGCAGUCUAACAGCAGAUCUGAGUAUGAGUGGGAAACUGAACAAAUCUGCCACAGAACUAGCCAGUAUAGAAGCAGAGUACAUCAAAAACCUUCAGCAGCAAAUCUACUGUUUGGAACAGGAAGCAGAUUAUCUUCGAGAACAAGCAAGGAAGGCAGUAGAGAUGCAUCCUCACAUGAGCUUGGAAGCUGAAAGAAUGUUGGCUAAGUUAAAGGAAAUGCAGACGGAGAUAGAGUCACUGGAGUUUGAGCUGAGAAGAAAAGAUUCAAGUAUAGGCUUACAUUCCUCAGAGAAGGAGAGACUGGCAGAAGUGCUUCAGUUUGAGAAAGAGAACAGACAAAGAGACAAACGGCUUAUGACAGACGAGCUAGUGACUAUGAAGAAAGAAAAGGACAGACUUGAGCGAGAGCUUUCUCACAAAAAUGAACAAAUCCUGAAUGCUAGAACUGAACUGGAGAAAUCCGCCAUUGCACUCAAAAAUGCAGAAAUCAAAAUUAAUACUCUCAGAGCUCAGCUGGAACAAAGAGUUGAACAGCACAAUCUGAGCCAGCUUGCGUUGGAAGAAAAACGUGCAGCCUUUUUAAAUGUGGAAAGCCAGCUGCGAGAACUGGAAGAAAAGUAUAUCACCAGUACGGUGACUAUUAAAGAUAAACUGACCCAGGAUCUAAGGGAUGAAAUCCGCAUGUUGCACCAGAAAGUGAAAGAGGCUGAAAUGGCAGCAGAAAAAGAUAGGUACCUCCGAGACAAAGUGUCUGAUGACAUGGCCAGCCUUAUCAGGGAAAACUCAACUUUGAAUCAACAGAUUUUAGAGUUGUCUAAACAGCUUGACAGAGAAAGAGAAUUACGAAAUUCUACUGACCAGCUUCACACCAGGACUGUUGCAGAAAUUAUUACUCUCAAGGAAAAACUUCAUGAGAAUGAUAUUCUCCGAGAUCAAAUAAGACUUGAGCAGGAGAAGUCCAGGCAGUACUUAGAGCAGCUGACAAAUGAGGGAACCUCCAGCAAGCAGUCUGAGCUUCAACUAAACACGAUAAAGUCUCGCCUCAGAGAGACUGAGGAGAUGUAUAAAGUUAUUGAGUCUGAAAAUUCCCAGCUACGUAGGGACAAGGCACUGCUUAUUGACCAUGUUGCAGAACUGCACAAGAAGACUGAAGAUAAAGAUAGAGAAAUACUGAACCUACAGAACAGAAUAGGUGAUAUUGCAGCAAAGCUCAGAGGAUCCGAUCUACAAAAAAGCAUGGAUUUAACACAUCAGAGUCAAAGAUGGGAGGAGUUUUCUCGUUUGGCAGACAACAUGAAAUCUCUGUCUCAGUCUAUGCAGGCCCAAACUUCACUCAAUGUUGUGUCACCUCGUCGUUCACCAUAUCAGUAUUAA